Messenger RNA from Clarias gariepinus (North African catfish), 1439 nucleotides. It is a transcript of the gene cd9b, whose product is annotated as CD9 molecule b. Gene Ontology annotation, cellular component: membrane. The transcript is spliced from 8 exons. NCBI's taxonomy places the organism in Eukaryota, Metazoa, Chordata, Actinopteri, Siluriformes, Clariidae. The coding region runs from base 148 to 834 and encodes 228 amino acids. The record is from RefSeq and is a predicted model, not a curated record.
CCACAGAAGGAGUGGCACUGACCAUCUUAAAACCAGCAGAACUUUCUCCCUGCACAUUUAUUUGGAAAAUACUUGUUUUGCUGUCUGGCAUAGAAAACCAUUUGCAGUCACUUUAUUACAAAGUUGCGACUUACCGGUGGAGUCGUGAUGGCAGCUUUAUCAAGUGGAGAGAAGUCGGUCAAAUAUCUCCUAUUCAGCUUUAAUUUUGUUAUUUGGCUUGCAGGUACAUUCGUCCUGGCUAUUGCACUCUGGAUGCGUUUUGAUAAGUCAACAUCUGGCCUUUUUCAGGCGCAAGACUCCCCUUCAGCAUUCCUCACAGGUGUUUACAUUCUCAUUGUGGCUGGGGCCCUUAUGAUGGUGGUCGGCUUCCUUGGAUGCUGUGGAGCCAUCAGAGAGUCCCAGUUUAUGCUAGGAUUGUUUUUUAGUUUCCUGCUCAUCAUCUUUGCAGCAGAAGUGGCGGCAGGAAUCUGGGGGCUCUCCAAUAAAGAUAAGAUUAUAGAUGAUGUAACUCAGUUCUACAAUCAACUGUACAGCAAAUACCAGUCGACCAAGCAGCCAGCACUCAAAGAAACUUUGAGAGCUAUUCAGUUUGGUCUGCAAUGCUGCGGUCCAUCUGGAACUUUUUUUGAUGGCGGUGCAGACACUUGCCCAAAGAAGGAGGGUCUUGAUGUUCUUGUCACUACGAGCUGCCCAUCUGCAAUAUAUGAAUUAUUCAAUUCUAAGAUGCACGUUAUUGCAGGUGUGGGCAUUGGCAUUGGACUGAUUAUGAUCUUUGGCAUGAUCUUCAGCAUGAUGCUGUGCUGUGCCGUCAGAAGGACUCGAGAUGUCGUGUAAACAUUUUCCCUUCAGGACUAACUUGACUCCCCUUUAAGUGUAUACCAGGUGUUCACUGGCAAAGCGAUCUGCUAAAACACCCUAUAAUAUGUUAAUAUAUUAAAUUCUGUUUCUAAUGCAGUUGCAUAUCCAGCUGAAAAUUGCACUGGAGACCAAUGUUUAAGUUUUCUGGUUUGCCUGUAGAAUAUUCUUUUAAUUUUGUAUUUUAUUUUGUUGUGGUUUGCAUUUUAGUUUCACUAUAUAAAACAUUUUUAUUUAGCAAUAGAUUGAUUUUAUAAUCAUAAUUUCCCAUUUAUCUAUACUGGAAAGUUAACUAUUUUUGAAAUGGUAAAUAAAAUUUAUCUAAAAACAUUGAAUUCCAAUACCCUGGCUAAUUUCUUUAUGUACAAGGUUAUAAAUGCAGGACAAAGCCCUACAACUCUUACAACUAAAUGCAUUGUGCUGAAUUCUGCAAUUGUUGUACAGUAUUUCAGAAUACCGACUCAUGAUUGUUGACUCAAAAAUAAGUUAAAUAACCAUUUUCUGCAGUCAUGGCAGAUUCUAUAACAUCCAAACUGAUUAUUCAGUUGUGUUCUAUGUGCAAUUACACACGUUUCAGAGUCCUU